UCUCUAGCAUUUAGUUGCGUGCCAGUCAGAUGGUCGUAGAACGCCGGUCCACGAGGUUUAGAUUUUUGAACGGAGUGAUAAAGCGUGUACCUUAGAAGACAAAUCUCGCGUAUUACUGUGUACAAUCGUUUUCGAUUAUUUUCAACGAAAAUGUUAACGUGUGUGAACUGCGGCUGCACCGAUUUUUACAAAGAAUCUGGUUACUUCUUCUGCACAACAUGUCAAAUGCAAAGUCAGGACGCUGGGCAAGAGCUACAGCUAGACUUGCCCAUGCAAAUUAACACAAAGCUACGAAAAACAAGAAUCCGUCGUAUGGGAAGUGACAAAACAGAAGACGAAAUUGGAUGGACAUCUUGGGAAUUAUACAAUUUUGUCAUGAUUGGUUUGACGAAUGAACUUAUUGAGCUUGGCGCGUCAGCUGAUAUUAAAGCGACAGUUUUACAAUUGUGGGCACGAUAUUUGGGAAGAUUAGAAGUAGCUUUUGUCUCGAAAAAAAAGAGGCUAAUACCAAAGCUCUCUCGAAGAUUUAAGAAAAGGGAUGCUGUGAUUAUAUAUGGCAAAGUAUUGUCGCAGAAGAAAGCUAAGAAACAAAGAAGAUCUGGAAGUAAUGUAACGGAUUUUGCUUCCACUUGUCCAAGUCAGGGAACUUCUAUGAAGGAAUUGAAUAGAAACAAAAAACUCAUGAUCACUGCGGACUAUGAUAGAUUUGUGCAGUCACAGGCAAGUUCGGAAGGAGAUGCACUUAGUACAUUUAAUUCGAGCAUACACAGUUUUCAGUCUAGUUCGGCGCGAUCUUCUGAAAAUGGAAGAAUACAAUUCAGUUCUUCUGCUAAAGAAGAAAGAAGAAAGGUGAAGAAUAUGGCAAAGAAGAUAUCAAGACAGAAACGCAGCAAGUACAAGCAAAGUCAUGUAACCACUCGGUAUAAAAUAAGCCCAGAAUUAAUUACACCGAUGAAACUGUGGGCAAUCUUAUACCUAGCUUUGAGGAUUCACAAUCAGGAUAUACAUUUAGGUGAUAUGAUAAGAUAUGGGAGAGAAGGACAUUUAUCUUAUUACAAAUUUGAUCACUUGAUACCUCCUGAAGUGGCUUUAACGAGAGACGAUGUAAAUUUCUUAUCACGAGCUGCGGACAUAACGCACAAGGGUAUGAGAAGUAUAAUAGGAAAGAUGGCAGAAUUCCUUGGAGUCACCAAAAUAAUUUGUCCAGAUUUCUUGUCAUUUAUCGUUCGAUAUUGCAACGAAUUACAUCUGCCAAGAGGGAUAUCGUUGUAUGCAGAAAGAUUGGUAGCCUUAUCUCCUCCGAAGAUGACAUUCGACAGAAGAACCUGCAUUCCUAAUUAUGAAGGCCGUGCUAUAGCAUUCAUUAUCGUGGUAAUGAAGACGUUACUGGGCUUGGACGGCAUUACAGAAUAUGAAAUUAGUAAAGUCGCAGCUAGCAUAAAUAGUGCAAUUGAUAAUGAAGGUAUUUGCGACUUCAAGCUAUUCAAUUUUCGGGAAUGGCAGGAUUACGUUGAAUGUAGAAGAGCUGUGUUGGUUAACGCGCACUAUCCUACCAAGUUAAAGCACAAUCCGGACGUACCCGACGUCAAUAGUUUAUAUAUUAAAUAUUUGGAGUCUAUGAGAUCCAAGUCGGACAGGGAAGAACCAGAGAUAACUACUGGACAUAAGCACUUAAUACCGCGUGAACUUGUUCACGCAAUGAAACAUUGCGUUACUAACAUAGAUUACAUUGAUGUACCGUUAAAUGACGUAAACGAAUUUUCUCCUUCGUUAACGCCACAUCACUCGUAUCUUCAACAAUUGUUGGAACAUCCGUCGUGGGACCUACCAAGUAUACUUCGAAAUGAUUUCUUUUCCACCAAAAUUGGGUAUAUGACGAAGCCGGAUCUUGUCUGCAAACUGGCCGUACAAUACAACAUCCCAUUAGACAUUAUCGAUUCAAAUUUGCAUUUCGUCGAGAAGAUUGUGCCAUUCUUUGAACAAGCAAAAAUGGCCAAUAUGAAGGAAUUGAAAGAUAAUGUCGAGAUACAAGACUGUCUGGAAGAGGAUAUGGAAACAUCGGAGAAGAAGGAAAGUUUCAUUGAAUAUCUACAUAAAAAGAUACCUUGUCGGUUUAAAAUUGACCCAAAAAAGAAACAGUAUUACGACAAUAGUUGCAACAGAACAAUAAAUACAGAAACUCCCCCAUUAAUAUCCUCCGAUGAAUUUAUAUUCAAUGAGGUUCUUCCAAACGGCAAACUGGCAAUCCCGGAUGAGAUCGGUGGUGACGAAAGUGAAGACGACGAUACGUAUUCGGAGGAUGUUCCUAGAGAGACAAGAGUAUUGACGAAAUUUUGUAAAGCAUACGACAUACAUUUUUCGAGCACGGAGAAAAAAGCUUUACUCGGACAUUCACGCCAAGUGAAGAAGCAGAAGCGCAAGCUCUCAAGAAAUGUGCAUGGUAAGUUCGUUAAACAGGACGACGACUCUCGCGGCGCUGAAAAUCCAGACGAGGAUGAUUGUUACGAAGAACAAAUCGAGAUGGUUUUAGCAGACGAUUUCAAGGUCGACAGUGUACUACCAGAGAUUUCGGAUAUUUUGAAUAUGAAUGAUGAUAUGUCUAAUCGUUUCGACGAUCUCUUGAAGAACGAAUAUGACGACCAGGACAAGAGACAUGACGAAAUGUUCAAAUUGGCAACUGAUAAUUCUGCUUUCGCGUCCGAUACGAAAUUGUACGACGAUACGCUCAGGUUGUGCCGACCUUUCACAGAUUACUGGAUGUAUCACUGUAACUUUAGUCGCGUAAAGCCAAAGAAUUUUGAAUUAUUCGAGAAAAUGCUGCCGAGGGGUUUCCGAUGGUUGCUGAACGAAUGCGCGAACGUCGUUGAAAUGUCGACGGAGGAUCUCUAUGAGGAGGUGUGCCUCGUGGAAGCCUAUCAUGCGUACUUAUCAGAACAGUUCGAGAGUUGCGUACCGACUGCAAGCAGCAACCCAAAUUAUAGCCAAAACCGAGCGUACGUCAACGCGAUCUUGAAGAAAUGGUAAAGUGAAUAAAAAACAACAUUGUCAAUUGCAAUCGAUGUUAAGAGACCUGUGAUAUAAUUAUACAGUAUUAUAUUUAUAUUAUGCAUGUGAUGUUACAUAUAAUUUUCAUGAUGACAUGUCAUGAAGCAAACGUAACGAUAGUUGAAAAUAAAAUACUGUGUUAAUUUCGUUUAAUAAAAAAAUUAAUUAUUGAA
Ooceraea biroi (clonal raider ant) is the source of this 3218-nucleotide messenger RNA. It is a transcript of the gene TAF1B, whose product is annotated as TATA box-binding protein-associated factor RNA polymerase I subunit B. Gene Ontology annotation, biological process: nucleolar large rRNA transcription by RNA polymerase I; RNA polymerase I preinitiation complex assembly. NCBI's taxonomy places the organism in Eukaryota, Metazoa, Arthropoda, Insecta, Hymenoptera, Formicidae. Gene Ontology annotation, cellular component: RNA polymerase transcription factor SL1 complex; RNA polymerase I core factor complex. Gene Ontology annotation, molecular function: RNA polymerase I core promoter sequence-specific DNA binding. The record is from RefSeq and is a predicted model, not a curated record.